UUCUGGAUGUUUCUGUUGACUCUGGUCCUUGGUGGUGGUAGUCCCAGCUGGCAGCUCUCUGCUGUAGGAGAAGCCCUAUUCAGAGCUAACUCAGUGCUCUCCAGAUAAUUUGAGAGCCAGGUGGCCCUUUUUCUAAGACUUGCCCAAUUAGAGACCCACGCAAAGUUGACAGCAGCCUGUGUCUACUCUGCAGGUACCCUGUUGGCUUGUCCAUCCGUGACCUGAGUGUUUUUGUUGAAGGAUCCCUCCUUGCCUGCUGGUUUCCUGGCUCCACACAGCUGGCCUGGGAAACCAUCAGCCAGGGCGGCAUGGGAGGGCCUCAAGGUGGAAACCAGGCCUCUCUGACCCCACUCUUCCUACUGCUGGGGCCGCCCUGUACCCUCCCUUCUGGCCUUGCGUGGCCCCACCCUGCCCAGCCAGCUCUGCACCACUUUGAAAAGGCGGUUCAGGCACUCCCAUAUUUCCCCAGGCUGGGCGGCCCUUGCUCUGUAAGGGAGUAGCUGUUUGUCUCUGCAGAUGUCCUAUCCUCAUUGGCCUAGAGCGAGGGCGGAGGGCACUCCCAAGGGAGGGAUCCCAGAGCACUCGGCCUUGCCUGGCCCCCACUUUCCCUCCACAGCUCUACACUACCCCUCCAUCAUGCUUGGAGAUCACUGCAGUCUCACUGCAGACAGAGUUCUGCUCAGCCAGCCCCCUAAAACUGGACUCCGCUGCAAAAUGGUGCUUCAGGCAGUCAGCAAAGUGCUCAGGAAAUCUAAAGCAAAGCCUAAUGGCAAGAAGCCUGCUGCAGAGGAAAAGAAGAUGUACCUGGAGCCAGAGCACACCAAGUCCAGGAUCACCGACUUUGAGUUCAAGGAGCUGGUGGUGCUACCCCGGGAGAUUGACCUCAAUGAGUGGCUGGCUAGCAACACAACAACCUUUUUCCACCACAUCAACCUGCAGUAUAGCACAAUCUCAGAAUUUUGCACAGGAGAGACUUGUCAGACGAUGGCCGUGUGCAAUACACAGUACUACUGGUAUGACGAGCGGGGCAAGAAGGUCAAGUGCACAGCCCCCCAGUAUGUUGACUUCGUCAUGAGCUCUGUGCAGAAGCUGGUGACCGACGAAGACGUAUUCCCCACAAAAUACGGCAGAGAAUUCCCCAGCUCCUUUGAGUCUUUGGUGAAGAAGAUCUGCAAGUACCUUUUUCAUGUGCUGGGCCACAUCUACUGGGCCCACUUCAAGGAGAUCCUGGCCCUCGAGCUGCAUGGACACUUGAACACACUGUAUGUCCACUUCAUCCUCUUCGCCAGGGAGUUCAACCUGCUCGACCCCAAAGAGACCGCUGUCAUGGACGACCUCACUGAGGUGCUGUGCAGCCUCCCUGGCGGGGGCGGUGGCAGUACUGGGGAUGGGGCCAGCAGUGGGGCCCCGGGGGCACAGAACCAUGUGAAGGAAAGAUGAGCCCCCAGGGCUGGACAGGGGUGCACAUGUGCAAAGAGAUGACUGUGUCUACGUGUGCGCACACGUUCCUGGGCACGCUGGUGGCGAGGUGGAGGACCCCGGCUGCACCGAGUAUGGGCUCCACAGAUGCUGCUGGGGCCAUGGCGUGUUUCCUGGCUUCCCUGUUGGAUGGAUGAGUGCUGUUUAUAGCGAAGAGCCUUUGGAUUCAUUCAUUCAUUCAACAAACAUUUAUUGGACUGAUGUUUUGAGUUUUCUUCUGUGGGGUUUACCUUUAUUGGGUCUUCCAUGUGGUCCCCGUCCUCUCCCUCCCUGGGGGCUCUGCCAUUUUUGAAUCACCUAGAGGGAGGUGAAUCUUAUUCUGAGGAGGCUUAACCUGCAGAUCAGGUUUCUGCUGUUUUAGGGUGGAGCCUUUGCAGGUACCCCUCCCCCAACUCCCUCCUAGACCUUGCCUGGAUUCUGGCCGUUGGGUGGCUGAGUCAGUGUGGGAUGGGGAGGCCAGGAGUGACCCAGAGGGCUCACAUCUGCUGCUUGCUCCUGUCACGCCUUCUUGCUGCCUCCCUAGUGCCCAGGGAGAGCCCAGUGUGCAAGGGUCCAGGGCAGAACCAGGACGGGGCUGAGGCCCUGUGGGGAGAUGCAGCUGUCAGCAGAAGGCUAAGAUCCGCUUUAGUUUCCUCUGUUCAGUCAAAAUAAAAAGAAUUCUCUCAGGUCAGAGCCUUGUGUGCAUCCUCAGCCCAAAUCUUCGUCUGCUGUUCUCAUCCUUCGUGUGGACACAGGGACCCUCAGAUGUGGCUGUAGUUGGCUGAAGACCUCUAGGGGUUCCUGACCAGCCCAAUGUAAGGACUCUGCCAAAGGGUCCACUCUUGUCCAGGACCGAGUGGCCCAGGAAUGAGCAGCAUGCAGCACAGGUUGGGGUCCUGAGCUAAACCCUGGAGCUGGUCCAGGGCUGGAGUAGACUGAGAGAAGGAAGAGGGAAGCAGCCAAGGACACAGCCUGGUCAGCACAGACCUCAGGACUUUGGACCCAGGCUCUGACGGCUCACCUGCUGCACCUGGUGACUGGGGAUAGCUGCUUUGAUCACUGGUUCCUAGAAUGCUCAGCACCCUUCAAAUUGUGGGGCCCACCAGCUCCUGGCACUCUGGCUCAACCUAUACAAUGUUCCUGUAGCCAGCAGUGCCUUUCUGUAUAAUCACCAGCUCCUGGCAGCCCAGUGAGCAACUGGAAGACCCUCUCCUAUUGCCUGUGCUUCCCACAGGGUCUUCCCAGCUCCCUCUGGCCACCUGGGCUAACCACACUUGCCUUCCCCCAACCUUCACAGCAGUUCAGGGGGCAGCUCCUCCUCCUGCCACUGAGAGCUGCCCUACCUGGUAAUUAGCACCACUCCACAGGAAGUCCCAGGGCACCCCGGGUUCUUCAUAGUCUGUCCCCACUCUCUCCUCCUCGACCCCUCGGCUACAUAAUGGGUCAAUUGGGGACAUCUCUAAAACUCCCUGGUGCUGGCCAUGGUAGCACAUGCCUAUAAUACCAGCACUCGGGAGGCUGAGGCAGGAAGAUCUCAAGUUUGAUGUCAACCUAGGCUACGUAGUGAGGCUCUUAUCUCAACAAAACAAAACAACAAACCCACAUCCCUGGUGCCUGGAUCAACUCCAAACCUACUGACUGUCUCGGGCUAGAGCUCACCAGGCUGCAUGAGCCCCAUCCCUUGGUGCUGCCCACCAUGUCUUCUAUCUCAGCAUAGAAAUCUCCUGAGUGGAAGCCUCAGAAUCCCCAUAGAAUUUGAUCUUGGGAGCUGGAGGCUUGUGCUGGCUGAGGGUGCCACCAGGGCCUCUGGAGAAGGGACAGCAAGAGCAGGUUGGAACUUGGUUUGUUGGAAUUCUGGUUGGGGGUGUGGGGAAGCUGGGCUCUCAGCUAAGCGCUACAUGGAGCAAACCUGGCACAUAGGCCUGGUCAGUGUGUUCAGGAACGUGGCCUGGCAGCCAGUGGAGGCUGGCAGGGUUGGAGGAUGCUGGUCAGGCGGGAGUGCAGUGCAAGAGCAGCUGAGGCUCUGGCUGCCAGGGUAGGAGCUUGAGACUGUGUUGAGUAGGGGUGGUGUGUCUCCACCAAGAGCUGUAGAUCAUCUUUGGAGUGAGUGGUGUCCUGUCCUGGGUGUGCAUGCUGAUCUGACAGGAACUGUAGGACCUCCAGGAACAUGGCUGGGGGAAAGGGGAGCUUAUCAAAGCCUGUGAAGCUCCACCUGGGAAGUGAUGGGUAACUGAAUGUGGGCUGGCAUCAGCCACUUAGGGGGUGCCUCUUGCUGGAUAGUGAGCUAGGGGCUCGCUCAGCCUGCAUGCUCUGAGGAUGACAGGGCAGUGCUGUGCUCUCUACCGCUUGACGGCUCCUUUAUUGCAAGACCUGCAGUGUCCUGGCCAACUCAGGGGCCUCAGGGGAGCCUUCCUGCCUCUGCCUGUUUCCUUUACAGGGCGGCAGUUGCAUGAGGCAGUUCUGAUUCUGGCUGCAUUAAAGGGCCUCAGUUCAAGGCAGCAGAUCCAGAGCUGAAUCCCAGCACUGCCUGUUGUUCACUCACCCUCUCACCCGGAGCCUUGGUGCAUGCAGUUCCUGUUAUUUCUGUCCUGGCAGGUGGAGUAGUGACUUCCAAGAUGUCCAUGCUCUGACCCCUAGAACCUAUGACCAUGUCACUGCUUCUAUAGCAAAGCGAGUAGAAGUCACAGGUGGAAUUCAGGUUCCUAAUCAGCCAGCCUUAAGGUGGAAGAGAUCCUGGAUUAUCCACCCACCCAGCAUGGUCAUAGGGUCCUUGUGGGUAUAAGAUGAAGGCAGCCUGAGAGAGUCGUCCAGUACUGAUGUUAGAGGCCACAGCCGAGGUCUGGAAGUGGAAAGAAAGAAGAUGGGUUCUUGAAGCUUCCAGAAAGGACCAACAUGCUCAUUUAGCUCAGUGAGAUUCAUUUUGGAUUUCUGACUAGCAGAACUAGAUGGUAACAAGUUUGUUUUAUUUUAAGCCACUAGGUUUGUGGUAACUGCAGCUGCAGAAAAUGCAGACUUUGGUCCAUGGAUUGAGGUGCUGCUGUAACAAACACCUAAAUGUGGAAGUGGCUUUAGAAUUGGGCACUUGGCAGAGGCUGGAAGACUUCUGAUGGGCAUGAUGGAGAAAGCUCCAGGUCCCCUAAAUAUAUGGUUUCAAGAAAUAUGAAUUUUGACACCUGCUGCUGAGGGACUGGAAGUAAGGGAAGGGGUGUGGUGGAGAAGACCUGAUUCACCUCUGAGAAAACCUAAGGUCAUAGUGGCCAGUGGUGAGUGGAAAUGUGACUGUUCAGGAAUGAGGAGUGUGUCCUUGGCAGCCAGAGGCAAGACACAGGGACAGAAGCAACCCAGCUGUCCUGCAGCUGUGUGGAAAACAGGACUUGGAAGCAGUCAGCUCGGGCACUUGGUGGAGAUUUCCAAGCAGUGUUGGAGGUCCAGGCUGGUCUUGUUUUACUGUUUGUGUUAUGUGUGACAAAAAAUAAGGGAAAGGCUAUGAAGCAAAAGGAAGCUAGCGCUUGAGGAUCUGGGCAAUUCUCAUCCAAUCUGGAUUACAAAAGGCACUGUAAUUGAGAGGUUCACAGUCAGAAUGCGUUCUAGAGAAAGCAUCGAGGGUCAGGCUGGACAUCUUGUUGGUCCCUCAGGAAGACAGGAAAGCCAGAAUGUUUGCAAGAGUGUGUGACUAGUAGGCAUCUACUAGAAAGAGCUAAAAAUAGAGAAAAGAUUUUCAGGCUUUCUGUAAUAAGCCUGAAGAGAUGAAAGGCUUUCAGGCCCCAAAGUUCAGCAGGCAGGAAGAUGAGUGAAACUGUCUGUGUCUUAAUGAAACUAAGAUAUAUUGUAAACACUUUUGUAAGUCUCACAGUGUACCCCCGGUACAAUAAUAUAAUAAUAAAAAUAAUUUGUAAAAUAUACUUAAAAUUUACCAUCUUAACCAUGAAAAAAAAAAAAGAAAGAACCAGAGGGACAGCAGCAUGAGGACUCAGCCUGGUGUUUCUGUUCUGGUUUCGGUGAGGCCAUGAGCCAAAGGAUACAGGGGGCCUCUGAGGCUAGAAACCCAAGAAACGGUUUUUCCAUGGUGCCCCAGAUGGGAAAAAGACCUGCCGAGACCUGCUUCGGUGAGACCUACCAGCUCUUAACUCCAGAACAGUAAAAUAAGAAGUUUGUGUAGAAAUCACUAAGAGGAUGGUAACUUGUUACCCCAGCAAUAGGAAGCUAGUAUGUGUGUAAAAUGGGACAGACUGCUCACAGGGCCUUUCCAACAAGAUGGUCCAGGAAAGCAUGUCUCCCAGGACCUGGGUCCAAGGAUGAGCCACAGAGGCAGCUGGGCAUAUGGCUAGCAGUGGACUCUGCAGUCUGCCUGAGCCCCAGGCUGGCAGUGGCUUCCCAGAUAUUAGGAACACUCCUCCCUCACCCGUCAACCUCAGCUAUCUCUUACUCAGUCAUGGUUGUCUUGAUGUCCACUGCCAGCUUGUCCUCUUCCUGGCAUUGGCCAUCCUCUCAGACUCCCCGAUGACCUCCACCCUUUACCAAAUCACACCAAAAGACUUGGGGUGGCUCCUGGGGCAGAAUGGGCCAGGUGGAUAAGGGAAGGAGAAUGUGAAGGGGAGGGGAGGUGGGGAGUCACU
This is a messenger RNA of Castor canadensis (American beaver), 6074 nucleotides long. RefSeq names its product MOB kinase activator 2 (gene Mob2). The record is from RefSeq and is a predicted model, not a curated record. NCBI's taxonomy places the organism in Eukaryota, Metazoa, Chordata, Mammalia, Rodentia, Castoridae.